CGCAUCGUCCAAGUCGAAUAUCCUGGUGCCUGUCUCACUGUCUCGAGGCGAGCGAAGACUCGGCGUGUAGUGCGACAGACUCUUGCCUUACCCCUGCUCCCUCUCGGCCUCCUUCAUCCUAAAGCAGCCUCAUCACCUCGCGUCACCUCGGUUGCUCGCGAGCAGAGGCGGGACCCCGAGUCACACUCACCACCAUAGUGCUUGAUCGUAGACUUGCUCAUCGACCUAUCGAAUCUCAAUUGUGGCCCAACAUGCUCGCAUCGCCGAUGUUUGCGAUUGCCAUACUUAUCAGCUCGCGCUCGCUUGUUGCAGCCGAAGGUGGCAAGAUCUUCUACUUCCAAGAUGAGCGCAUUCCCUGGUCUGGCCAAGGAGACGGAACCUCCUACUCCAAGUCAACAGAGGGCAAUGCCUGUCUCUUACCGCAGCGACACGACCAAAGAUUCGCUGCAUUUUCUGGCAAGAUCUGGAAUCGAAACCUGUGCGGCGCUUGUGCUCGUGUCACUUCACUCGAUACGGGAAGAUCGAUCGACGUACAACUCAUCAACGAGUGUCCAGAGUGUCUCGAGGGAUCGCUGGACUUGUCGGACGCCGCUUUUGCUGCUAUCGACGAUCCCGUCAAAGGCCGCGUCCAGAUCAGAUGGCACUUGGUAGACUGUCACCAGGCCAGACUAGUUCCAGAAAACUACUACGUCAGAUACAAGACUGGCACGACUCAGUACUGGGGUGCGGUGCAGGCAGUCAAUAUUGGCAAACCUAUCGUGGGCAUGUCGGUGAGGCCGCUCGGAUCGGGCGCUCCCUGGAAGCCUCUUGUCAGAACAGACUACAACUUCUGGAGUACCUGCAAGAACGGCGGACCUCUCGGCAAGCCCCCUCUCGAGUUCCGAAAGACGUUCAAUGACGGCGAGCAUUCUUAUGCUAUCUCUCACCGUUUCAAUACGGUCAAUGUCAAGCGCGAUGAUCCGUAUAGCGGUGUCCCGGAGGUUGUCCGUCGAGCGCUCUUCAGCAACUUCAGCAAUACGACAAGCUUCACGGACUUAGAUCAGGAGCCCUUCAACACGCCUCACAGAGUUCACCAUGUGCGAGAGAAAAUGACCUCAGCGCGCAAGGGCAAGGCUGGCCAUGCUCGUGGUCCACAUUAGCCACACAUCAUUAUGGCCUCAAUGAGAAGUUGGCUGGCCACUUCAGAAUGCAUUGCUUUUUCAUCUUCGGUCAUCGAAGCAUUGUCGUCAUCGAGCGUCCUGCGCUAGAACUCGCCAAUGUUGAAGCUAUUGCUUUGAUAGACUACUCUCGCGUCAAAUCAAUGCAGAUCGUGCGUGGAGAGGACGUACUCUUCGUUGUGCCGUCUGCGAAUGUGCCUCUGUAGGUCCAUGGACCUGGGCCGAACGAGC
Messenger RNA from Mixia osmundae IAM 14324, 1388 nucleotides. RefSeq lists its product as uncharacterized. The coding region runs from base 252 to 1139 and encodes 295 amino acids. The record is from RefSeq and is a predicted model, not a curated record. Gene Ontology annotation, biological process: defense response to fungus; defense response to bacterium. NCBI's taxonomy places the organism in Eukaryota, Fungi, Basidiomycota, Mixiomycetes, Mixiales, Mixiaceae. The transcript has 3 exons.